This is a messenger RNA of Paramecium sonneborni, 664 nucleotides long. NCBI's taxonomy places the organism in Eukaryota, Ciliophora, Oligohymenophorea, Peniculida, Parameciidae. The record is from the annotation of a GenBank genome assembly.
UAAAAAGCAAUGUUUGAAUAAAAAUUUAAAGAUUUGCGAACGAAGAUGAAGACAAAAAAGGUAAAGAAGAUAAGUCUCUCAUUGAAAUAAUAACUCAUAGAAAGUGUUAUGACUGAUCACUUAUCUAUUCAUUAAGUAAUAUAAUUUUUAUUAUUUAAGGCCUCGAAACUUCACUCCAUCAACUAUUCAUCAGCCAAAUAUAUUAUAAACUUAUAUAAAAAAGUAGGUACUGUAGCUCCUCAGUAGUCGAAGCAUAGAAGAAAACCUAAGGUUUAUAUCAUCAACACAUCAGUUUUAGUCGACUACAAUUCUGGGGAGAUUUUACUAUAUAAAUAAAAUUAAUUAAAAAAAUAGAGUCACUAGGAGAACUAAUAGUUAUCUAUGCAGAAAGGGCUGAUCAUGGCUUCAAAAUCAAUAUUUAAGUCACUUUAAAUAAAAGAAAAAAAUAUUUCUUAAUCAAAAUCUGAUGAGAAAAAAUUUCCAACAUUUACCAACAUAUUAGAACUAUAAAGCUUCAUCUAAAUUCAACAUAGACUCAUGGUAUCAUGAUUAAGUAAUAUAUAUUUUUAAUAAUAUUGAUCAGAUGAAAUUUUAAUAAUCUAACGAAUUCAACAAUAUUAUAGCUCAUUUGUUCGAUUCUAUAUCAGAUUAAUAACUGACUCCG